AUGCAAGAAUUGCAACAAAAGUCUAAUGAAUUAUUACAGGAGGAAAUUCGGAGAGCAAUCCGGGAAAAAUUAAGUCGUUUUACCUUUCCUUGUCCUCAUUGUCGAGAGGAUAUUAAUGAUGAACAUUUUAUUAAAGAAUUAGAACAACAAAAAAUUUAUGAGAACUUUCAGGCGGUUAAAGAAUUAAAAGAGACUAUUAAGCACCACGAACAAAAAAUAGUUUAUCUUCAAGCUCCUGAACACAUAGAAAAUUCGAUUCGGGUGAAAAAAUUAGAGGAGGAAAAAAAGGAACUAAAUAGUAAAUACCAGAGCAAAAUAGAUAAUUUACAGACGCAAAAUCAAGACUUGCAAAAGCAAAUUCUUGCUAAACAAGAACAAAUUCAAAAUUUAGUAUUAAGACAGAAAGGGCAAGGGAAGGGGCAAGAUUUUGAGAAGUGGUUUUACGAGGAAUUGGUUAAAGUGUUUGAUGGUCAGGAUAGAAUUACCGAUGUAAGCAAAGAUAACAGUUGGGUGGAAAAAUUGGAACGAGAUAUGGUAUUUCAUCAUGCGGAUUAUGGAUUUAUUGUGGCCGCUUGUGAAGGAGACAAAAUUAUUCGUUCCGCCAAAACUACUGAUCCCCGCAAAAAGAUUUACAUUAGUGGCGAUAACAUCAAUUUAUUCUUAGCCAUCAAGACAAUUCGCGAAUUAUUAAUUACUAGACAUAACCUUACCAAAGCCGAUGAUUCGAACAAUAAAGAACAAAAGUUAAAAAAAAUUGAGGAGUGA
Molecule: messenger RNA, 765 nt
Organism: Funneliformis geosporum
Lineage: Eukaryota; Fungi; Glomeromycota; Glomeromycetes; Glomerales; Glomeraceae
Source: the annotation of a GenBank genome assembly